AAAGUUUUUGUUAUUUUUUAGAGCAUUUGAAUAUUUUGGUGUAUAUUUUGCAAUUAUUAUCAGUGUUGGAAAAAAGAUUUUUUCUUUUAUAAUAGUCAUAUUCAUUAUUAUAAUAAGUUUUGCACAUGCAUUUUAUAUUUUAUUAUCACCAAAAUCUGAAUUUUCACUUGAACAUACAAAUAAUGAUGAUCCGAAUAAUCCUUGGAAUUUAGCUCCUAGUUAUAGUCAAGUAAUUGAUAAUGAUGGAAAUAUAAACUCCAAUCCAUUUAUGAUUCAAACGCCUGAUAAAAAUACAAAUAUGUUUAUAGAUAUUAGAACUUCGCUUUUUGCUAUAUAUUUAUUUUUAGCAGGUGAUUCAAGUGCAUUAUCCAAUUGGUCAUAUGCAGAUAAUCCAUCAAUUGCAAUAUUGAUUGUUUUAUUUUCCCUCUUGGUUGUUGUAUAUCUUAUGAACUUGUUGAUUGGAUUACUCAAUAAUGCAAUUGAAGAAGAUAAUAAUAGAGUCUCAUAUUUGUUACAGAAGGCAGAAAUUUUGGCUGAGAUUGAGUUAUUUUACCUAUUACCACAUCAGAGACGUUGGGAAACAUGGUUUCCGGAAGUAAUGUAUUAUUAUGCUGAUGUUGAUAAGACUCAAGUAGAAAUUAAAAAAUUGAUUAAAAAUGGUGAAUGGGAUAAUAAGGAAUUCACAGAGAUGUGGCAAAUUUUAUUCAAAGUACUUCAAAUUGAAUAUAAUCCUGAUGACAAUAAGGUAAUAUUGGAGAAAGUAAAAUCUAAUGAUGAGAAAUUAGAUAAGUUAGAUAAGUUAGAGAAAUUAGAAGAGAAAUUAGAGAAAUUAGAUAAGUUGGAAGAAAAAUCAGAUAAGUUGGAAAUAUUAGAAAAAUCUCAGUGUGAGAUAUUAGAGAAAUUAGGUAAGUUGGAAACAUUAGAAAAAUCUCAUUGUGAAAUAUUAGAUAAGUUAGAAAAAUUAUUGGAAAGAAAUGCAUGUUAAUUAAUAUUAUAUUAGUUUAUAAUUUGAUCACUGAAAUU
This is a messenger RNA of Rhizophagus irregularis DAOM 181602=DAOM 197198, 1023 nucleotides long. RefSeq lists its product as uncharacterized. NCBI's taxonomy places the organism in Eukaryota, Fungi, Glomeromycota, Glomeromycetes, Glomerales, Glomeraceae. The record is from RefSeq and is a predicted model, not a curated record.